Osmerus eperlanus (European smelt) is the source of this 5105-nucleotide messenger RNA. RefSeq names its product ATP-binding cassette sub-family C member 4-like. Bases 218 to 4204 code for a protein of 1328 amino acids. The transcript is spliced from 31 exons. Lineage: Eukaryota; Metazoa; Chordata; Actinopteri; Osmeriformes; Osmeridae. Gene Ontology annotation, cellular component: plasma membrane. Gene Ontology annotation, molecular function: ATP hydrolysis activity; ATP binding; ABC-type transporter activity. Gene Ontology annotation, biological process: transmembrane transport. The record is from RefSeq and is a predicted model, not a curated record.
CAAACGGGGUAGUGGCACCCCACGCACAAGUGCUGGGACCAAGCUGUAGGAAAUUACACCAAGCAACGUGGAACGGCGGUCUUUCUGACGCACAGCAGUAAUACAUGUGCGUACAUCAAAGUUACACAACAGCUUUAGAAUUGUCAGUUUUCGAAGGAAAAAUAACUGUUGCAGGCCUGACAGCGCUACUUGGAAACCCCCCUGGAGUCAGGACAUCAUGGAACCUAAAGAACCUAAAGAUCCCAAAAACAAUCCUUCGGCAACAGCUAAUCUUUUCUCGCAGGUAUUCUUCUGUUGGCUUAAUCCUUUAUUUCGGAUUGGAUACAAGAGGAAGCUUGAGGAAGAUGACAUGUACAGAGUGCUUCCAGAGGAUGGAUCUGAGAGAUUGGGAGAGGAAAUGCAGAGGCUCUGGGAACAUGAGGUGCAGAUUUCUGCAAAAGAGCUUCGAAAACCAAAACUCACUAAGGUCAUCAUCAAAGGCUACUGGAAAACCUAUGCAGUAUUGGGGUUAUUCACCCUUUUUGAGGAGACGAUAAAAGUGAUCCAGCCGGUCUUUUUGGGAAAGCUGAUCCAGUACUUUGAGCAUUAUGACCCAGAUGACAUGAAUGGACUGUAUGAGGUGAUAGGUUAUGCUGCAGGUAUAUCCCUCUCCACCAUCUGCCUGACAGUAACGCAGCACCUCUACUACUAUCACGUCCAGAGAGAAGGCAUGAAGAUCAGAGUGGCCAUGUGUCACAUGAUCUACAAGAAGGCUAUCCGUCUCAGCAGUGCAGCCAUGACAAAGACCACCACGGGCCAAAUUGUCAAUCUCCUUUCGAAUGACGUCAACAGAUUUGACGAGGUGACACUUUUCCUGCAUUUCCUGUGGGUGGGGCCUCUGCAGGCAGCUGCUGUCAUCUGGUUGCUGUGGGGGGAGAUCGGCCCGUCGUGCCUCGCUGGAAUGGCCUUGCUCGUCUUCCUCAUGCCACUGCAGACGAUGUUUGGGAGACUGUUCUCUAAGUUUAGGAGUCAAACCGCUGUCCUCACAGACAACAGGAUCCGCACCAUGAAUGAGGUGGUGUCUGGAAUCAGGAUCAUCAAGAUGUACGCGUGGGAGAAGCCCUUCUCAGCACUGGUCCAUGAAGUCAGGAGAAAGGAAAUCUCAAAGAUCAUGAGCAGCUCCUACCUGCGAGGUCUCAACAUGGCCUCCUUCUUUGCGGCCAGUAAGGUCAUCGUCUUUGUGACCUUCACCGUCUACGUUCUCCUGGGGAACCCCAUCUCAGCCAGCCGGGUGUUUGUUGCCGUGGGGCUGUACAGCGCCAUCAGAUUGACCGUCACCUUCUUCUUCCCCUACGCCAUCGAGAGGCUCUCUGAGGCCCUGGUCAGCGUUUGCAGGAUACAGAAUUUCCUCCUGUUGGAUGAGAUCAGAAGCACCAGCAGCAGCCUAGAAGUCCCUCUGGAGGACAAGCUGGAGGCCUCUGUGGAGGUCCAGGACCUCAUCUGCUACUGGGACAAGAGUCUGGAUGCCCCGUCUCUUCUGAACGUCUCCCUCACAGUGACGUCAGAACAGCUCCUGGCUGUCAUUGGGCCUGUUGGAGCUGGAAAGUCGUCUUUGCUCAGCUCCAUCCUUGGAGAGCUGCCUCAUGACAAGGGGGUGCUGAAGGUCAGAGGUCAGCUGGCCUACGCUUGCCAGCAGCCCUGGGUGUUCCCUGGAACCAUCCGAAGCAACAUCCUGUUUGGGAAAGAGUUCCACCCCCAGAAGUACGAGAAGGUUCUGGGAGCCUGCGCCCUCAAGAGAGACAUGGAGCUGCUGCCAGACGGAGACCUGACUCUGAUCGGGGACCGAGGAGCCACCCUCAGCGGGGGACAGAAGGCUCGAGUCAACCUGGCCAGGGCUGCGUACCAGGACGCUGACAUCUACCUGCUGGAUGACCCUCUGAGUGCUGUGGAUGCAGAGGUCGGGAGACACCUGUUUGAACAGUGUAUCUGUGGUUUGCUGAAGCAUAAACCUCGUAUACUGGUGACUCACCAGCUGCAGUACCUGAAAGCAGCAAACCAGAUCCUCGUCCUGAAAGAGGGUCACAUGGUGGCGCGGGGGACCUACAAUGAGCUGCAGUCCUCUGGUCUGGACUUCACCUCCCUGCUGAAGAAGGAUGAGGAAGAGGAGGAGCAACCAGGGACGGAGACCAGCAGCCAGUCACCACGAAGACGUGCCCUCUCCCAGAAUUCUUUGCGCUCCCAAACAUCUUCACUUCACUCAGCAAAAGAAGGGGAUGAGGAUUUGCCGGCUGAGCAUGUCCAGAACAUGUCAGAGGAGAGCAGUUCCGAGGGCACCAUAGGUAUCGGCCUCUACAUGAAGUACCUGAGGGCAGGAGCCAGCGUCCUGCUGCUCGUCGUGGUGUUCAUAGUCCUCAUCCUGGCUCAGGCAACAUAUAUUCUGCAGGAUUGGUGGCUGGCAUAUUGGGCCGGGGAACAGGAGAAGCUCAAUUCCAACACCACCAUCGUACUGAAUGGCCACAACGUUACCCAAGAGCUGAACCUAGAUUUCUACCUCGGAAUUUAUGCAGGUUUGACUGGAGCCACUGUCGUCUUUGGCUUUGUGAGGAGUCUUAUGCUUUUCAACGUUUUGGUGAGAUGUGCUCAGACGCUCCACAACCGCAUGUUCAACGCCAUACUGCGGACACACGUGCGCUUCUUUGACGUCAACCCAAUUGGGAGGGUUCUAAACAGGUUCUCCAAGGACAUCGGCCAGCUGGAUGCCUCCCUACCCUGGACCUUUUCAGACUUCUGGCAGAGCUUUCUGCAGAUCAUCGGCGUGAUCGCCGUGGCGGCCUCCGUCAUACCCUGGGUCCUCAUUCCUGUGGUGCCGCUGGUCCUCGCCUUCCUGUUCCUGCGACGCUACUUCCUACAGACUUCCAGGAACGUUAAACGCCUCGAAUCCACCACUCGGAGUCCAGUGUUUUCCCACCUGUCCUCGUCCCUCCAAGGCUUGUGGACGAUCCGAGCCUUCAAAGCAGAGGAGAGGUUCCAGAACGCCUUCGACGCACACCAGGACCUGCACUCAGAGGCCUGGUUCCUGUUCCUGACCACCUCUCGCUGGUUCGCCAUCCGCCUCGACACCAUCUGCUCCAUCUUCGUCACUGUCACCGUCUUUGGCUGCAUUUUGCUCCGGGACCAGCUGGAGGCCGGUGCUGUGGGCCUGGCCCUGUCCUACGCUGUGACCCUCAUGGGGAUGUUUCAGUGGGGGGUGAGACAGAGCGCUGAGGUGGAGAACAUGAUGACGUCUGUUGAGAGAGUGUUGGAGUACACCGAGCUGGAGAGCGAAGCACCCUGGGAAACCCAGAAGCGUCCUCCCCCCGACUGGCCCAGCCAAGGCCUCAUCAACUUUGACCGGGUCAGCUUCUCCUACAGCGCAGAUGGACCACUGGUCCUGAAGGACAUGAAGGCUGUUAUCAGACCCAAAGAAAAGGUUGGCAUUGUGGGGAGGACGGGAGCAGGGAAGAGCUCCCUGGUCUCUGCUCUCUUCCGCCUGGCAGAGCCUGAGGGCAGGAUCUACAUAGACGGGGUUUUGACCUCUGAGAUUGGCCUCCAUGACCUGCGCCAGAAGAUGUCCAUCAUUCCUCAGGACCCAGUGCUGUUUACUGGCACCAUGAGGAAGAACCUGGACCCCUUCGACCAGCACAGUGAUGAAGACCUGUGGAACGCUCUGGAUGAGGUCCAGCUCAAGUCUGCAGUGGAAGAGCUCCCCAACAAGAUGGAGACGGUGCUAGCUGAGUCGGGCUCCAACUUCAGCGUGGGCCAGAGACAGCUGGUGUGUCUGGCCCGAGCCAUCCUGAGGAAGAACCGCAUCCUCGUCAUCGAUGAGGCCACAGCCAACGUGGACCCCAGGACAGACGCGCUGAUCCAGGAAACGAUACGAGACAAGUUCAGAGACUGCACUGUGCUCACCAUCGCCCACCGCCUCAACACCAUCAUAGACAGUGACCGCAUACUGGUUUUAGAUGCGGGUCAGAUCCAUGCCUACGAUGAGCCCUACACCCUGCUCCAGAACCCCAGCGGCAUCUUGUACAAGAUGGUUCAGCAGUCAGGAAAGAUGGAGGCUUCUGAUCUCCUGCAGUCAGCCAAACAGGCUUACCUGAGCAGGAGUCGUGCAGUUAUGGCCAACGGAGGGGGCCACACAGGCUCAUCUAAUGGGAACCUGGUCAUCUUUGAGACGGCUCUUUGACAGACUUGGAGAUUGGGACUGCUCAUCAUUCACCUAGUGCCUCAUGCAAUGACUGCUGGGGCCUCCUCUGUGGAGAAUCCUCAGCUCUUCACGUGCCUUAGUUUAACACCUGUACAACAGUUCACAUGGAGCUGCUGUGGAACCUACCUGGAGCAGCAUGGCUUCAGCAUGACCUCACAGACCAGAUGAAAUGCGCAAGUUAUUUUAAAGAUUAAUACAUCUGAGGUCAAGUUUAUGGUUGGAUUGCACUGUCAUUAUCAAAGUCCAGCCAGUGACUAAUUUCUUUUAAGCAGCUGAGGAAUGUUUCCAUGAACAAUCGUAAGAAUAUUCUUAGACAUUUGUUUGUACCAUGGAUGCCUUUAUAGACAUGUUUUGGGAUUUUCCAAAACGGCUUGGGGGACAACUGAUUUAGGAUGGCCUAGUUCUGGAUAAUCCAGUAAAUUAGUGAAACUUUGUAAAAACAAGUAAUGCAAAACAGUCUAUUGUACAUAGAGCUAUGUUAACAAUUCAUUGUUAUUCAUGUUUUAAAGAUGACAUUUCAUGGAAGGCUUAUUUGCAUGAUGUAAAUGCAUUCUUAUUACCUUGUGUCAAGUUCCAGUUUGAUAGUGUUUUGCUGUUUAUUUCUAGUGUCAGUCUGAUCAAGCAAACUAUGUUGGCUCCAUGGCCAGGUUAAAGAAACUGCAUACUGUAAGUCACCAGUCCUGCAGAUGCACUACAAAAUUAUCUGCACAACAUUGACUUGAAUGAGUAUUCCAUCAAGUGCUUUUAUUUUUUCCUGACUUAUUGGUCGUGUAGAUUAUAUGCCACAAAAUGUCAUUUGACCAAUUUGUCUUGUUUAAGUUGAAAAUCUGUAAUUACACAAUUCAGAAAAUCUUUGUCAAGUGAUUGAAGACUAAGUAUU